Messenger RNA from Cladocopium goreaui, 626 nucleotides. Lineage: Eukaryota; Dinophyceae; Suessiales; Symbiodiniaceae. The record is from the annotation of a GenBank genome assembly.
UUGCGAAUCAUCCUCUAUCCCUUGUGUGAUGCACCCCACCAUGGCAUGCUGUUGAUGCCAUGAUGGCGUCCUUUUUGAGGGGGCCGCUGCGGCGAGCCUGUCAUACUCAACGGGUCAAGGCUUCCUGCCCUUCCGCGCCGGUGCCAUCACGGCGGCGCCUCAGCGAUGUGGCGGUGCAGGAUGCAGUGACGACAGGGGAAGACCUUGAACCUCCCUGGCUGGCCCUACGGGUCGAAGCACCGAGUGUCGCAGCCACAAAGGCCAUGGAACGUGUCAAGGCCCGAGGGUCCCAGUUCAAGGCAGGCGAAACCCUUGAGAAACCGCAGAAACUGCUGGUUGCAUCCGUGGAGGAAGUACUGAGUCAGGCACUCGCCUUGGCCUACGCCGGACGCGCUUCGUCGAAGUGGCCGGUCGUGGCGGAGCAUUUGCUGUCGCUGGAACUUACAGCGGAGCAGGCCUUCUUGGUGUUUCACUGUUUGGUUCAGAUGGGCGACUUCGAGCCAAAGGUGCUUCGGAAGUUGCUGGAGAAGAAGUGAGACGAAGCAGUGUGAUCCAGCGAGAUGAGAGCAUCGUAGCGUGGUUCAAUGGGAGAUCUCCAGGAUCCAAUACAUGGAGGUACGGUCAGU